This is a messenger RNA of Trichoplax adhaerens, 737 nucleotides long. RefSeq lists its product as hypothetical. NCBI's taxonomy places the organism in Eukaryota, Metazoa, Placozoa, Uniplacotomia, Trichoplacea, Trichoplacidae. The transcript is spliced from 5 exons. Gene Ontology annotation, molecular function: peptidyl-prolyl cis-trans isomerase activity. The record is from RefSeq and is a predicted model, not a curated record. Bases 1 to 609 code for a protein of 202 amino acids. Gene Ontology annotation, biological process: protein peptidyl-prolyl isomerization; protein folding. Gene Ontology annotation, cellular component: intracellular membrane-bounded organelle.
AUGCGUGUGAUAGUGCUACUUUUAGUGGUUGUUACCAUUUUUACCUUUUUCAACUCUAGCCAGGCUAAAAAAGGCCCCAAAGUCACCAAAAAGGUCUUUUUUGACAUCACUAUUGGUGGUGAAAAAGCUGGGCGCAUCGAAAUUGGUCUCUUCGGUAGUACUGUACCAAAAACCGUUACAAAUUUCGUAGCUUUGGCAACUGGAGAGAAAGGAUUUGGGUAUAAAGGAAGUGUAUUUCACAGAGUUAUUAAAGAUUUCAUGAUCCAAGGUGGAGAUUUUACCAAUGGUGAUGGAACUGGAGGAAAGAGUAUUUACGGAAGAAAAUUCGAUGAUGAAAACUUCAAGCUCAAACAUGCAGGCCCCGGUUAUCUUAGCAUGGCCAAUGCUGGUCGACAUACAAAUGGAUCACAAUUUUUCAUUACAACCGUAAGAACCCCAUGGCUCGACGGUAGACACGUCGUAUUCGGAAAAGUAUUGGACGGAAUGGAUAUUGUUAGAAAAAUUGAAAAUUCGAAAACUAGUCAUAACGAUCGCCCUGAAAAGGAAGUCAAAAUUGCUGAUUGCGGUGAAAUUACAGUUGAUCAAUCUUUUUCCAUCGAUAAAGAAUAGUAUGGCAACACCAUUAAUGCCCUGUAAUUACUUGCGAUCACUGAUGACUUGACAUUUCAGGCAGUAUUAAUUUCUUGCAGUAUUAUGUCUUAACAUAACGAAAAUAAAGAGUCAAGGAUAUCGAUCUU